This is a messenger RNA of Ilyonectria robusta, 2808 nucleotides long. Its product is annotated as WLM domain-containing protein. The transcript has 8 exons. The record is from RefSeq and is a predicted model, not a curated record. NCBI's taxonomy places the organism in Eukaryota, Fungi, Ascomycota, Sordariomycetes, Hypocreales, Nectriaceae. The coding region runs from base 84 to 2318 and encodes 744 amino acids.
AGGAACAACAAUUUUCUCCUGUAUUUACAGAAAAACAAACAACACUUGAAUACAACAGGCUCUACAAGCUCAAUUGUGCAAUCAUGGCUGCUGAGAAAGAUCGCUGGUCCUCCAAUGAAUACCAGAACGUGGCGUCGUUCGUGCCCAAGCUCGCUGGAAAGGUCGUCCAGUGGUUGGAUCUACAGAAGGACGAUGUCCUCAUUGACAUUGGCUGUGGUGAUGGAAUCUUGAAUGCCGAUUUUGCCAAGAUUUUGGCCCAAGGCAAUGGAUCGAUGCUUGGAAUUGAUAGUUCCGCUUCGAUGAUCGACUCAGCGCGCGAGCUGUGCAAAGACGCGAAGAACAGUACCUUUGAAACCCUCGAUGCUACCCAGCUCGUCAAUAACCCGGAACUUCAGAAGGGCACGUUCACAAAGGCCUUCUCCAACGCCGCCAUGCACUGGAUCCUACGGCCCGAGGCAACCCGUACCGACUUCUUCAAGGGCGUGUAUGCGUCCCUCGCCCCAGGCGGAACCUUUGCCUUCGAGAUGGGCGGCCAAUCCAACGUCUCCGAGAUGCGAGGGGCAGUGCUCAUGGCCGUGGCCCGUCGCAUCGGGAUGCCCGCUGCGUUGGCUGCGGACCCAUGGUUCUUCCCUGACGAGGUGUGGGUUACUGCACGGCUUGAAGAGGCAGGUUUCGUCGUCGAGAAGGCGGAACGUGAGUGGCGGCCGACGAAGGCGGAUAAGGGAGGCGUGGAGGGAUGGGUGAGACUCUUUGCGAAGCAGCUUUUGGAUGCGGUGCCGGAGGAGCAGAGGGAGGAGGCCAUCAAGGAGUGUGCUGAGGUGUUGAGAGUCGUCUGUCACUGCCCCGGCGGAGGAGAUGUGAUUUCAUACGUGAGACUGAGGGGAUUGGCCAGGAAGCCUCUAAUGGAAAGUAUGAUGCCUGCAUCUAUCACAGGUUGCUCUUGCUGUUGGUUUGCUACAAGUACGACUGCUCACUUAGGCAGAUGGAAACCUCGGAGUUGCGUGGCCUCCAAGUGUAGAUUAGUCAUCGGCUUCUGGACGCCCUUGGAAAUUUCUAGUCUGAUUCCCAGCCAGCUUGCAAGUAUGGCCGACCGCGAUGCGUUGGUUCUUUCUUAUGUGCACCUGGCAAACUUUCCCAGGGCCAGCGAUGCACUGCAUAUGUUGAGGAAGGUGUCCUCAAUGGUGAAGCCGAUAAUACGAGCUCGAAGCUGGAAGGUUGGAGAGCUGGCCGAGUUCUACCCCGAUCAAGCCAACCUGCUUGGCUUGAAUGUUGAUCGGGGAAGGAAGAUAUGCCUUCGCUUGAGGCACCCCGGAGAUCGGACUCAGUUUUUGCCCAUCGAGAGUGUCGUCGAUACUAUGCUUCACGAACUCGCCCAUAUCGUGCAAGGCCCCCACGACGCGAAAUUCCAUGCCCUCUGGGACCAACUUCGAGACGAGCAUCAAGGCCUACUCCUCAAGGGUUACACCGGCGAGGGCUUCCUCUCAGAAGGCCGGCGAUUGGGAGGUGCCCGGAUGCCACCACGCGAGGCCCGCCGGCUGGCCAGAGAAGCAGCCGAGAAGCGUCGGGUACAGCCCACUGGGACUGGGGGCGGCAAGAGGCUGGGAGGAGCGGCACCGCGACCAGGAGAAGAUAUCCGCAGGGUCAUCGCUGAUGCGGUGCAGAGACGGAACCAGACACUCAAGGGGUGCGCGACCGAUAAACUGAGCGACUCUCAAAUCCGGAGCAUCGCGGAUACGGCAACACGGAAUGGAUUUCGGACGCAAGCUGAGGAAGACGAAGCGAACGAGGCAGCCAUCGCACAUGCCCUAUGGGAACUGGUCCAAGAAGACGAGUCGGCCAAGUAUGGCAGCUCCUACAUCCCGCCUACAGCAGACAAUCCCACAGGUAACGGAGGCGGCUCAGUAAUGGCCAGAGAUGCAGGUCCAGGAAUUAGGACGACGCCAGUGGUUUAUGCAGAAGGUUCCAGGGGAGACCAUCGCACAGAACGCGGGCGUGAUGUUUCUACUGCAACGGGUGAGGCACAAGACUGGGCGUGCGAAACUUGUACGUUGCAGAAUCCCGCAAACUUUGUUGUGACGCGUGCGGGACGGAGCGAUCCGCGCAGGCGUCGCGGAAGUUGGGAGCUCGUCCAUCCAAACCAUCAGAGCCUCCGAGACAGCAAGCGACCAUCGACCUCACCCAGAGCCCUCCACGAAAACAACGACGAGUGGACUCACCCCGGACAGAGGCGCCCAAGCCGCCGCAGACAUGGCAGUGCAGUUUUUGCGGUACGGAGAUGGCUCGGCAGUGGUGGACAUGCUCGACGUGUGGAAAGAUGAAGGACAACUCGCGAUAGGUGGCUAGAGUGAUUUUGUCGUUUGUUAGCCAGUAGUUUGUGACGUCUCGAAACGAAUUCAUUGAUACCCGCCGACCUGGCGUGUCCAUGUCCAUGUCCAUGAGUGGGCGAUGACUUCAUCGCGCUCAAUAAUCUGUGUCAGCGGUGGUGAUGCUGCAAGUGGCUUGCGAAUUCGCCGCCCUGCGUCAUUGUGUCCCAGGAUUUUGGAAACCAUGGGCGGGCAAUUGACAUCGUGGGUCUGAGAUUUCCAAGCUUCGAUGAUGCUGUGAGCCAUGCGAGUUUGGGGAUGGCGCCGAUCAAAACUGGAGAUGAUCGGCAAGGCGGGUUCAGACACGAUCCGAGCUUGAAAGUGAUUGGGUCCCGAAAGGAGGGAGGGAGGCAGAACCGGGUACGAUGAGGCUGGGGCGUGAACGCCUGGGAUGGAAUGGAACGCUUGAAGCGGUAGUUGAGAACCAUUUCGAGGACAGAGAUGG